UUUUGCUCGCUGCUCAUUCCCUCUUUUUCUUUCUGAACACUGUCGGAGGGGCGUCUGACCUUUGCUAGUCAUUCCCUUGUGAUUGAGCUCGCUUUUGGCUUUUUGGACGGCAGCAAGCGACAUCAACAAUGAGCACCCAAGCACCAGUGCUCUCGCUGGCCAAGAUUGCCUCGGCCGAGCAGUGGACCAAGCCGACCAAGCGCUGGAUGUUUGUGAUUGAGCUCGUCUGGUCGAACAACACGGCGACAGUCAUCUACCGCGACUAUGACGCCUUCUUUGACUUUCAGUGCAAUUUGCUGGACAAAUUUCCGACGGAAGCUGGCUCUGUCAAGGGAACAACGCGCUCCAUCCCGUACUUGCCCGGCAAAGUUCUGUUUAACGCAAACUCCAAAGCAGUUGCCGAGAAACGUGUCGAGGAGUUGAACGAAUAUAUCGAAAAAUUGCUAAAACUGCCAAGCGCCCUGCUAGACGACACUCUAACCCGCCAGUUCUUUGCACAACAAGCACACGAUCAAACGCCCGCGCAAGGAGCUGCGGCGGCUGUGAUUGGAGACACUGGCAGCUCAUCCCCUGGCAGUGUCGGAGCGCUGUCCGUCUCCGGCUCGCGCUCGUCGCUUGACACGGCCGUCCCUCGUACCGGUAGUGGAUCUCGCCUCUUUUCAAGAAAGCGCGAUUCCAAGCUGUCAGCCGCGUCAGCACCUGCCGUUGAGGAGGUGGAAAUGACAGACAACCCACUGACAAGACCAGCGACGACGGCAGAAGCGGUGGAGAACUAAGCCUUCUGGACUUCAAGCAUGUGUGUACUCUUUGUGUGUGACGCAAAAACCGCGCGCGAAAAUGACGGGGGAAAGGCUGGUUCUUUUUUUAUUGUUGUCACGCGCGCGCAUUCCAUUCUCUCCCGUUGGGUUCUCGGGUUUGAUGCCUUUGUUGACAAAAUUGGUGGCCAUGAUUGGCGUGAAAUACAAUUUCAUUACUACUACGAUA
Molecule: messenger RNA, 984 nt
Organism: Capsaspora owczarzaki ATCC 30864
Lineage: Eukaryota; Filasterea; Ministeriida; Capsasporidae
Exons: 5
Coding region: 129-776 (215 amino acids)
Biological process (GO): superoxide anion generation
Molecular function (GO): phosphatidylinositol binding; superoxide-generating NADPH oxidase activator activity
Source: RefSeq, a predicted model, not a curated record